Haplochromis burtoni (Burton's mouthbrooder) is the source of this 1424-nucleotide messenger RNA. It is a transcript of the gene rln1, whose product is annotated as relaxin 1. The transcript is spliced from 2 exons. Bases 619 to 1176 code for a protein of 185 amino acids. NCBI's taxonomy places the organism in Eukaryota, Metazoa, Chordata, Actinopteri, Cichliformes, Cichlidae. Gene Ontology annotation, cellular component: extracellular region. The record is from RefSeq and is a predicted model, not a curated record. Gene Ontology annotation, molecular function: hormone activity.
AGUAAAACAAACAAAAUAGCCGUGAAUUCGGUAAAAGAUAUUUAAAGGACUUCAGUAUCUCAGUUUCUCUCUUGCAGCAAAGGUACCCCCUGAAUGCAAUGCUGCAAAGUCAAUAACCUACCUCGUUUUGUUUUGUUUUUUAAUUAUGUUAGUAUCAGCCUAAAGCACUUACAAUCUUACAACACACCAAAUGUUUUCAGUGCUUUUAUAAAGUUUUCCGAUAAUAAUUGCUGCCUAUGUUAAACAUUUGUCUUCUGUAAUAAUGUGUGAGUAAUGAGUGCAUACUCAAACUUGAUAUUACUGCACAAGAGAAAUAACUCCACGUACGUCAUCGUCAUCAAUCCGAAAGAUGAUGACGCGUGUGAGAGGAAGGGAGGCAGGUUGUUGGGUGAACUAGUGUCUAGGGCUAUAUAAGGUCCACUCCCAAAGAGCGAAGAAGAAAAGAACACAAAGCAGACUGAUAGAAGCAGCUUUCCCAGUUUGAGAGUCUGCAAGAGCAUAUUCCUGACAGAGAAACAAGGAAGCGAGCGGGAUCUGCAGCACACAUCAGACCUGAGCCCAGCUGACUCCCACCUGUGCACCUCAAACCAGGCAGUUUAAUUUCAGGACAGGUGAGCAAUGCUCUGGAGACUGACUCUCGCCCUGGCUGUGGUGUGUGUCGGCAGCAUGUGCAGCUGUGAGAAUGCUGAUGUGAUGAACAGACUGAUCGUACCGAGGGACUAUGGGGUGAAACUGUGUGGGAGAGAGUUCAUCAGAGCGGUCAUCUUCACCUGUGGUGGCUCCCGGUGGAGACGGUCCACGGAGGGAGACUUGGAUCUGUUCCCGUGGAGUUCCCUCCCUGAUGUUAAAGUGGAGGAGAGUCAGCACACCUGGCAACGUGAUGCAGACCUCGCAGAAAACCACUCUCCUCUCCGCACUGCCUCCUCUUACUCCCUGGCAGACCUCUUGGCUCUUUACGGGUCCACAGGUGACAGACAGCAGCAGCAGCCACCGCUGAGUCUUCCCGCCCCUCUGGGGGACUCCCAUCUGUCCACAGCUGCAGGUGAGCAAGACGGGACCCCGGGUUCAGCUGACUGGAUCCUACCAAGCAAGAAGAAGAGGAACUUUUCACUUGGUGUGGCAGGGAUGUGCUGUAACCAGGGCUGCACCAAGAAUGAUAUUGGACGCUUGUGCUGAGGCAGGAAGCAGGGUGGGUGGGUGAUGGCACGAGCUCGAUCAUGGAGCCAUUAUGAUGAGCAGUAAUGGACAGUGUACAGAAAACGUCUGGUGUUGAUUAAGCUGUUCCCACUCGUGCUGUAGUGUACAAGAAAAACAUUCCCCCAGCUUCACGUCGUCUUCAUUCUCCUCUCUCCUUUGUUUAAUCCAUCUGUACGUAUUAUAUGUUGUUAUCUUUGUCAAUAAAUUUUAAAUACUGUAAUAUAUGA